AUGGGCGACUCUCGAUCACCGUCGCCGAGACGAGAGCGCGAAAGCGACCGGAAAGACAGAGACAGGAGUGACCGUCACCGCCGGGACGACCGCGAUCGCGAUCGCGACCGACACCGCGACCGUGAUCGUGACAGGGAGAGACGGCGUUCUCGCUCUCGUGACCGUGACCACAAAGACCGGGAUCGACACCGCGACCGCGACCGCGACCGCGACCGUCGCGAUCGUGACCGUGAUCGUGAACGGAGAGAAACCUCUGAGGAGCGCAGGGAGCGCAAGCGCGCGCGCAGGGAGAAGGAGGACCGCCGCGAGCGUGAGCGCAAAGAGAAGAAGGAGCGGAAGCGGGCGGAGGAAGACGAGUGGGUCGAGAAGGGCCCAGACGAUGACAAGCCCGUGGAGGUAGAGGAGCAGGGCGAAAGAGCUGCCGGUGGAUCUGGAAGGGACUGGAUGGGCGGAGACGACCUGUUCACCGGCUUCGGCGUCGAGCACAAGCGGAAAGCGGAAGUUGUGAGUAACUCGGAACGUUCGAAAGCUGACAAUAAGGAACCUCCUAAGCCGCAACACAGCAAGUAUGAGCUGAACACACAGCUGCUCGAGGGAAAGACCGUGGACGAGUAUGCUACAGAAGGUGAGCAGCAGUCUUAUCCAACCCGCUAA
Messenger RNA from Trichosporon asahii var. asahii CBS 2479, 654 nucleotides. RefSeq lists its product as uncharacterized. The coding region runs from base 1 to 654 and encodes 217 amino acids. The transcript has a single exon. Lineage: Eukaryota; Fungi; Basidiomycota; Tremellomycetes; Trichosporonales; Trichosporonaceae. The record is from RefSeq and is a predicted model, not a curated record.